Molecule: messenger RNA, 906 nt
Organism: Babesia microti strain RI
Lineage: Eukaryota; Apicomplexa; Aconoidasida; Piroplasmida; Babesiidae
Product: Protein FAM76B
Exons: 1
Coding region: 1-906 (301 amino acids)
Source: RefSeq, a predicted model, not a curated record
AUGAAUACGGGUCGAUUAGAUGAGCUUAGUAGACGUCAGAUCUGCUUCAAUUGUGAGCGAUCUAAGUGGAAGAACCCUGAAAUCCAAGUAUGUCAAAAUUGCUACACCAGUUGUACCAGACAGAAAUGCUUACACUGUAAAGAGGAGUUUAGCAGUCAUAAAUACUGCCAGAAAGCACAGAAGAAUUAUAACAAAAUUGUUUGCAUGAAAUGUGCCAAUUCACUUGCUACUUCUGGCAGUGAACCAAGGUUGUGCAGAUUCUGCGCUUGUUGGUCCGCUUGGAAUGGGAGACAGGAGUGUCAAAGAUGUGAGAAGUCACUCAAUAAAUUUGGAGCUCCAAAGAAUUGUGAGAGAUGUGGUAAAAAUUCAGCUUUUGACCGUGGUGCUGAAAGUAGAUCAAAAGUUGGUGACCUAUUUCUGUGUUAUUUGUGUACAUUUGAGUACAAGAAGAACGAGUACUACAAAAAUAAAUUGCUUGGCAACAGUGGUUCAACAAUAACCAAUACCGUUUCUGAUGAUAAACCAGACGCCACUACUGUGGAUUCAGAUAGGUAUAACAAUCUGAAGGAGCAGCUUAAAAGUAAGGAUAGGGAAAUAGAAACAUUGCGCAAUGAAAUAGCAACAGUAGAACUUAGGUACAAGAGUGAUACAGACAAUUUGAAGAGGCAAAUAUCAUCAACUAGUGAUCAACUUAGGCAAGUAGUAAACGAAUUCAACAACUACAAACAGAUACAAUCGGCGGAGCAUAUGAAGUUGGUUAAGGAAAAACAGGAUUAUAUUGACGAUCUGAAUAUCGCAUUUGCUGAGUUACGACAAAAGCACGAGGCGCUGCUGUUGGCAAAUGCCCAGUUGGCUAAAACAAUAGAGACUUUCCAAGAAUCUCCGCGUAAAGUAGCCAAAAAAUAA